Molecule: messenger RNA, 1542 nt
Organism: Dreissena polymorpha
Lineage: Eukaryota; Metazoa; Mollusca; Bivalvia; Myida; Dreissenidae
Product: tigger transposable element-derived protein 4-like
Exons: 2
Coding region: 1-1542 (513 amino acids)
Cellular component (GO): nucleus
Molecular function (GO): DNA binding
Source: RefSeq, a predicted model, not a curated record
AUGGGUGUUGGUAAGACACAAAUACAGUCGGUGAUGAAAAGAAAACGAGAAAUUAUUGAAGAGUAUGAAGGGGACGGUAAUCUACAAACCAAGCGUCCGCGGAAAGCCACAGAAUAUGACGAUCUAAAUGACCUUGUUCACAAGUGGUUCUUAGAUGCUACUGGGCGUCACGUGAACAUAUCGGGACCACUCCUGAAAGAACGGGCGCUCAAGUUCGCAGCAGAAUUGGGGUUAGCGUCGUUCAAGGCAUCAAAUGGGUGGCUCGACUCAUUCCUAAGACGCCAUAACAUUGUAUUCAAAACACGGACGGGUGAGAGAGCGGAGGUGGAUCCAGUCGUAGUGGAUGACUGGAAAAAGCGUCUACCAACAAUCUGCGAAGGUUAUCAACCGUGUGACAUCUAUAACAUGGAUGAAACAGGAUUAUUCUACAAACAAAGCACAAGUGCGACGUUCUUCAAGAAAGGCGAGACAUGUGCCGGCGGGAAGAUGGCGAAGGAGCGCAUCACUGUGGGUUUAUGUGCCUCGGUAACGGGAGAUAAGCUGCCCCCAAUCAUCAUCGGGAAAUCAAAAAAACCGAGAUGUUUUGGGUCAGUUACUCCCGACAAAUUGCCGAUACGGUAUUACAACAACAAAAAGGCGUGGAUGACGACCGGGAUAAUGGAAGACUGGCUGAAGUGGUUUGAUCGGCGGAUGCGACAUGCCAAAAGACACGUCAUAUUAUUCAUAGACAACGCACCAUCACACCCUCGCAUCACACUAACCAACAUCAAGCUACAGUUCCUUCCUCCAAACACAACAUCAGUGAUACAACCCAUGGACCAAGGGAUCAUACAGACAAUGAAGCUAAAGUACAGAAAACGUCAACUACAACACGUGAUGAUGGAGCUGGAAAGAUCGUCGGCGACCACCGGACCUCAAAUUCUGAAAGAGGUUAACAUCCUACAAGCUAUCUACUGGGUCAUAAGCGCAUGGAAGGAGACAACGACGGAGACGAUCGGCAAGUGUUUCGCAAAAUGCGGAUUUAUGAGUGACAGUGAAAAAAGUGCUAGUGCUAGUGACAGUGAAAAAUGUGCAGAUGACCGUGAAAAAAGUGUUAGUGAAAACAUUACAAGUGACAAAAGUGACAAAAGUGAAUGUGAUGAUGUUGAGGACGACUUGCCUCUCAUCAUGCACAAAUUAGCACAUGAUUUAUUUGGGUGUGAAGUGAAGGACCUCAUCAACAUUGACAGGGACUUCACAACAUGCGCAACGGACAUGGACGAAUGGAAGAAGUCAGCACCGGAAAUUCUACAAGAAGAUGGAUGUGACGAGGAAGAUGACACAAACCCAACAGAAGAGGAAGCGACGACAUCAGAAACAACACUCUCCAUGAGUGAGGUAGUGGAAAUGAGCAGAAAACUGAAGGACUGGGCAGUGAAGAAAGGGCACCAUGAUCUACUAGCGACAUUGAUGGAAGCCAGCAACCAGAUAGGGGAUAUAGCCAUGAAUGGAGAGAAGGUGAAACAGACUAAGAUUGAGGAUUUCUUUUUCAGGCCAUCUUAA